CACCGCUGACCCAGGGUAGGACACUUCCCGCUCCACUCUCCUCCGCUACUCUCGAUCACUCGCUCUUCUCGUUGCACAACACUCUCAUUCUCUUUUGCUUUUGUACUCGACUCGUCAUCUACUGUUCCUCUCUUGCUCCCCUCUCCCUCUCCUCGUCACCUCUCUCUCUCCCCUCGUCAUCUCAUUGCAAGUCCACCUCAUCAUUCUCUAUCCAUCCUUCCCGAUACCCUCGCCGUCCCCCAUAUCUCAACCUCUUCAUUAGUCCCAACCUCUUCUUUCAUCCGUUCCCGCUGCCCUCUGCCUCCCUCUCCCCUACUGCUAUUCGGCAUGCUCCCCGCACUCCUCCUCUCCGCUCUCGGCGUUGUAGCUGCUCCUCUCGAGGAGCGCUUCAACCAGCCAGGCGUUCCCGUCGACCUCGUCCUCACGCCCAUCAGCGAGCGCGCCAACCACCCGGACCCACAAGUUCGCGCUGCCUAUGCUCGCGAUGAGAUGAUCACGAACCGCAUUCGCUUCUCUCGUGCCCUCGACGAAGACGGAUAUGCCCGCCUCAAGCGUGACCUUGAGUUUGUCGACGAGUCGGAACGCCGACGCCGUCGCCAGGUUGGACCCCAGGAUUCGUCCGAUAUUCCUGUCUCGUCGGACGCCAACCCCGGCGGUCAGGCUCAAGGAGGUAGCUCCAACAACAACGCCCCUGCCGGCGACAUUACCCUUAUGAACUACAAUCGCGACCAGGGGUACGCUACUCCUGUCAAGGUCGGCACACCCGCGCAGCAGUUCCUCGUCGUCGCGGACACUGGCUCCCAGGACUUUGUUCUCUUUGACGAGUCAUGCCGCGGCUGUGAAGGCCACCCUCUUUUCGUUGACUCGCGGUCAUCCACUUUCCAGCCCACCAGCACACCCAUGUACGAGGCAUAUGGCACUGGCGAGGCAUCUGGCAUUUGGGCACUGGACCGCGUCGAGAUGGGAGGCUACUUUGUCAACGACCAACCCAUUGCUCUCGUUCAGCAGGGAACCGUCGCCCGGUAUAUGGGAUCGCAGUUGUCCGGCAUCAUGGGUCUCGGCGUGCCCUCCAUCUCACUGCAAGGUCCCAACGGUCCCGCAAUGAAGGCACCCCCUCCCUUCUGGAUUACGACCGCUGAGAACGUUUGGACCGACAAGCAGUUUGGCGUGUUCCUUGCUCGCACCAACAUCGACCCAUCAAGAUACAUGCUCGGCAGCAGCUUGACCGAGACCAGCGAGGCCAGUGGCGGCGUCUUGACCCUCGGUGGUGUCAACAGACGGCUCUUCACUGGCGAGAUCAAGUACAUGCCCGCUAACACGACCUACUGGUGGCAGCUCCCGCUCGAGGGCUUCUCCGCCAACGGCAAGAAGUUCAACGCCCGUCUCGCGCCCACCGUCAUUGACACGGGCUCGACUGCCAUCAUGAUGCCCGAUGCCGCGGUGCGCGCGUUCCACGCUCAGAUUCCCGGUGCCCAGGAGCCCAACAAUGACGGCUCGUGGGUCAUCCCUUGUGACACGACUGCCACCGCGUCCUUCUUCUUUGGUGGAAUGGAAUACCCGAUCCAGACCGCUGACAUUCUCCGCGGUGCGCUCGCUCAGGACCCGCGCUUCUGUCUGUCAAACGUCGGCCCCGGCCCGUGGCUCCUUGGUGCAGCAUUCAUGAAGAACUACUACACGGCUUUCCGCAUGGCGCCUGAACCUCAGAUCGGCUUCGCGAUGCUCGCGCCCAACGUCGUCACCAACGGCAAGUCUGGCUCAACUGGUGGGCCUGUCCAGAACAAUGCUGGCGGUGGCGGCACCUCCAUUUCGUCCGGCUCAUCUGUGACGGUUGGCUCCACCAUCCUCGCACUGGGUCUUAUCGCCUCCCUACUCCUCUAGUCCCUAGAGCAACUUCUUACGGGUCUCAUGUGCUUGUACCACUAGCAUCUAUACACCACACACACUACUAGUAGCUUCUGACGUGUCCACACGAGGUGCCGUUUGCAAUGAACAUUUACGCUGGCAACAUGACGUGGCCGGCUUGGUGGCGAGGUCGAAAGCGAUGGGCGGAAUGCACG
This is a messenger RNA of Cutaneotrichosporon oleaginosum, 2057 nucleotides long. RefSeq lists its product as uncharacterized. Gene Ontology annotation, biological process: proteolysis. Lineage: Eukaryota; Fungi; Basidiomycota; Tremellomycetes; Trichosporonales; Trichosporonaceae. Gene Ontology annotation, molecular function: aspartic-type endopeptidase activity. The record is from RefSeq and is a predicted model, not a curated record.